Messenger RNA from Lathyrus sativus (Indian pea), 2694 nucleotides. The record is from the annotation of a GenBank genome assembly. NCBI's taxonomy places the organism in Eukaryota, Viridiplantae, Streptophyta, Magnoliopsida, Fabales, Fabaceae.
AUGAAGCUUCGCCUUUCAUUUUUCUUCUCUCUGUUCUUCUUCUUCAUCAUCUCCACCUCCAUCGCUCAUGAUUCCAUCUCCUUAUCCCAACAACUCUCUCCUUCCCCUCUCGUUCUUCCACCAUCACCAAAACCUGCUACCGCACUGGUUGCUGCCCUAGACGGUACUGUUUAUCUAGUUGAAAGCGCUUCCGGGAGGGUAAUUUGGUCUUUUUCAACUGGAUCCCCAAUCUACCAUUCCUCCGCCAACACUCCGUCUUCUGGACUCAUCGAAUGCGGUGAUGACUGGGAGUUAAUCUUCCACGAUACGCACUUUGGCAAAACGAGGCUUAAGGAAUCUGUUGCUGAUUAUGUUGCUGUUACACCUAUUGUGUCUAAAGAUGGAGCUGUUAUACUUGGAUCCAAAAGGAGCACUGUAUUUGAAGUCGAUGCCCAAGCUGGAAAGCUUCUUAGAAGUUAUGGUGCUGCUGAUUUUCAUAAUGCUUCUACUACUGCAGUGUGGAGUGGUGACAGGGACAGGGAAAAAGUUAGUACCGUUGUCGGUGCGAAUAAUAACGAGCUUGCUGAUCCGGGAAAGCUUAAUUUACCGGAGUUCUUGCUCCAGAUAGUUAGGACUGAUUAUUUUUUACAAUCUGUGGGUCCUGGUUCAGGAAUAGUGAUGUGGACUAUGUCAGUAGCUGAGUUUGAAGCUGUAUUAUUUUGCAAACAUAAUGAAACUUCUACCUUCAAGGCUUCACUUGAUGCGGAAGGGGAGUAUGCUUCUGAUGUUGAAAGUGGUUUGGAUUUUGCUAUGCCGUAUGCGUGUCCAGAGAGUAAACUCAGAGAAGUCUAUCGCCAGCGAAAGAAUUUUCUGUUUGAACCUGCUAAAUUUGAAAGGUUAUCUGAUGUUAGUUCUUAUCAAGAAACUGGUAUGCUCCCGAUGCCGGUUUCUCAUCUGAUGCUUCCAUCACAACCUAAGAGUGAAAAAUUCCUCCCCGGUCACAAUGGUAAUAUGAUGCUUCCCGGGCCUGUGCCAAAAUCUUUGCAGCCAGAAAUCAGCUUCUAUGAUAGUAAUGAUAAUAAUGCAGUUGUGCUCCCUCAGUCGCUUAUGGAAAUUGCUGCACCAAGGGAAAUUGAUCUGAACAGGGUGAUUGAAUUGUCAAUGACAUUAUUGGCUGUAUUAUCUGUGGUCUUUCUUCUGGUAUUUUACCAAAAUCGAUCUACAAAUAAAGCUACAUUGAAGGUCCAAAUCAGUGACUCAGAUUUGAAAAGCCCACCUUCUAAGAAAAAGAGAGCACGUAAGUCAGGAAAAAACAAUGUCAUUGUUGAAAAACAGGAUAAUCAUCUGCAUUCAGUUGAGGAGAAUAUACGAAUAUAUAAGGAAGCAGAAAAUGAAGCGCGGUUGCUGUAUAGUAAAGUUAACGGACGUAGGAUCGGUAAACUGCUUGUAUCUAAUAGAGAAAUUGCGAAGGGAAGUAAUGGUACCAUUGUUCUUGAGGGGAUAUAUGAAGGUCGAUCAGUUGCUAUCAAACGUCUUGUUCAGGCUCACCAUGAUGUAGCUCAUAAAGAAAUCCAAAAUCUAAUUGCUUCUGACUUUCAUCCAAAUAUUGUCCGAUGGUAUGGCGUGGAAUAUGAUCACGAUUUUGUUUACCUUGCUCUGGAACGUUGUGCAUGCAACUUGGAUGAUUUGAUUAGUAUUUAUUCAGAUAUGUCAGAAAAUCCAGUGCUAAACAAAGAUCGAGCUUUUGAAUUUUUCAAGAAGGCCCAGAUAGAGACACAGUGGGAUGAUACACAGUGUCUUUGGAAAACAAAUGGUUAUCCAUCUCCUCUUUUACUAAAGCUGAUGAGGGAUGUGGUUUCUGGGCUUGUUCAUUUGCAUGAACUAGGAAUAAUACAUCGCGAUUUGAAACCCCAAAAUGUUUUGAUAAUCAAGGAAAGAUUAUUAUGUGCCAAGCUUUCUGAUAUGGGGAUUAGCAAGCGGCUUCUUGAAGAUAUGUCUUCAUUAGGCCAUAGUUCUACUGGCUGUGGUAGUUCGGGUUGGCAAGCUCCCGAGCAGCUUCUUCAGGGACGUCAAACACGGGCUGUGGAUUUGUUUAGUUUAGGUUGUGUCCUCUUUUUCUGUAUGACAGCAGGUAGACAUCCAUUUGGAGAACGUCUUGAGCGUGAUGUUAAUAUUGUUAAAAAUAAAAAAGAUCUUUUCUUAGUGGAGUUCUUUCCUGAAGCCGAGGAUCUUGUUUCUUGUUUAUUAAACCCUGACCCCAAUCUAAGGCCAAAGGCGAUUGAAGUAUUGCAUCAUCCUCUAUUUUGGAAUUCUGAUAUGAGACUUUCAUUUCUUCGUGACGUUAGUGACAGAGUGGAACUUGAAGAUAGAGAGACUAAUUCCGAUCUUUUAAAUGUAUUAGAGAGCACAGCUCCAGUGGCUUUAGGUACAAAAUGGGACGAAAAGAUGGAACCGGCUUUCCUUGCUAACAUUGGUCGAUACAGGCGUUAUAAAUUUAAUAGUGUUCGAGACUUGUUGAGGGUCUUGAGAAACAAGCUAAAUCAUUUUAGAGAAUUGCCUCUAGAAAUUCAGGAAUUGAUAGGACCUAUUCCAGAAGGAUUCAAUGAGUACUUUACAAGUCGAUUUCCAAGGCUGUUGAUUGAAGUGUACAAAGUUAUCUGCAAUUAUUGCAAAGAAGAUGAAUGUUUUCAAAGGUAUUUUAGAGACAUUGAUUAA